Messenger RNA from Diospyros lotus (date-plum), 3272 nucleotides. Its product is annotated as AAA-ATPase At3g50940-like. The record is from RefSeq and is a predicted model, not a curated record. Gene Ontology annotation, molecular function: ATP binding; ATP hydrolysis activity. The coding region runs from base 140 to 1600 and encodes 486 amino acids. NCBI's taxonomy places the organism in Eukaryota, Viridiplantae, Streptophyta, Magnoliopsida, Ericales, Ebenaceae. The transcript is spliced from 2 exons.
UUAUUUAUUGCGAGUCACGGUUUUUAGCCAAACUCUCUCUACAAUUAUUGUACCCAGUAGAAUUUUGGGAUGUGCGCAAUUCGAUCCUUAUAAAAAAGGGUAUUCUAAUAGCUAGAGUAGAGAUUCCCAUUCAGGAGCCAUGGCCAUAUUUUCAUUAUCAAGCAUGCCUUCAGCAUCAUCAGUUCUGUCGUCAUACACCUCUUUCCAAGCAUCGGCAAUGCUGGUUAACGGAGUGAUCAGCGAAGUCCAGAGCAUGGGUCGCCGCCUCAUACCCAAACAACUCCGAGAGAAAAUCCUAUCCAAAUUUCAAGCAUUCACCGGAAACCUUUCAUCCCAAAUGACUCUAGUUUUUCCCCAAUAUAACAAUGGGCUCUCUAACAAUGAAAUCUUUCAGGCUUCUGAAAUCUACCUCCAGACAAAGAUCGGUCCUUCUGUUAAACGGCUUAAGGUAUCCAAAGAACCAGGUGAAAAGGGGCUCACUAUCAGAGUCAACAAGGGGGAGAAGAUCAUCGAUACAUUCCAAGGUAUCGAGCUCGUUUGGCAGAUGGUAUCUAUUGACAAGAAAAACACAGGCGCUACGGACGGUAGCGUCGAUAUUGAGGAGACUCAGCAAAUAUCAAUUGAGCUUAGCUUUCACGAGACGUACAAGGACAAGGUACUGAGCUCUUACUUGCCCCUCGUAUUACGGCGAUCAAAGGACCUGGAAGAAGAAAACAAGGUAGUGAAGCUCCACUCACCAUCGGGGUCAUGGAAUCUAGACCAUCCAUCCACUUUUCAAACGCUGGCUAUGGAUCCAGCACUGAAGGAGGAGCUGAUGGCGGACUUGGACAGGUUCGUGAGGAGAAGACAGUUCUACCAGCAGGUUGGCAAGGUAUGGAAGCGCGGGUACCUGUUGUAUGGGCCGCCCGGCACAGGCAAAUCUAGCUUGAUUGCAGCCAUGGCCAAUUACUUGAAAUUCCACGUCUACGACUUGGAGCUCACAAGUCUCCGUCAUAAUUCAGAUCUCAGAAGGGCUCUGCUCCGUACCACAAGCCGAUCAAUUAUUGUGAUAGAGGACAUUGACUGCAGCGCCGACUUCGAGAGCCGACGUAACAAAAACACAGCACCGGGACAGCUUGACAGCCAGUUGACAUUGUCGGGGCUCCUGAAUUUUGCUGAUGGGAUCUGGUCGAAUUGUGGCGAUGGGAGGAUAAUCGUAUUCACGACAAAUCACAAAGACAGAUUAGACCCAGCAUUGCUGAGACCGGGCCGAAUGGACUUGCACAUCCACAUGUCCUACUGCACUGCUGACGGGUUCAGGUUGCUUGCUUCCAACUAUCUCCACAUAACCAGUCACUUUAUGUUCAUUGAGAUCGAGAAUCUUAUAACAGAAGUGGAGGCAACCCCAGCAGAAAUAGCAGAAGAGCUUAUGAAAAGUGAAGAGCCAGAUAUAGCUCUUGCCGGACUGAUCAAGUUCCUGCAAGACAAGAAAGCACAGCGCAUCAAAGCCAAUAUUGAAGGAGACAAAGAAACUGCAACGGGUGAUAAAAAGCCAAAACAAAGAGCGAAAGCAAAAUUGGGAAGAAAAAAGACCCUGAGAAAAAGAAAGAGCUCACAGUAGAGCACGUGCAAAAGCUGAUAUCUCUACGAUAAAUUACGCGUUAUCACAUGAACGCGGCAAUAGGGCUGACACCCAGCAGCUUUUCUUAUCUCACGAUUGGUAUUUGGCUUACCCCUUUUUUUUAUUAUAAUUUUUAAGCUAUUUGAUUUUUAAAUUAUAUAAAAUUUAAAAAUUGAAUAACUUUUAAGUUGAUAAUAUAUUUGAUUAAAUAUAAUUUUAAAUUAUCAAUUAAUAAUUAUGUGUUUGAUUUAAAAAAGUUGAUAAGUUAUCAAAACUUGACAAAAAAAUCAAAAUAGAUAUAAUGUUGAAUGAUGUAAAAUUUUACUAUUAAAUGUCGAUAAAUUAUAUAUGAUUAUUAAAAAUAUAUUAAUACAAUAUUAUUAUAUGUAUUAUAUAUAACAAUAAUAUAUAUUAUUAUGUGUUGUAUAUAUACAUAUACACAAACAAUGGUAACGGGGAGAAAAAACACAGACGGAGGAGAUGAGGGUGGGGACGGCGACAGGCAGCGGUCGAUGGGGCGACGGAGGAGAAGUUGAAGCAAAUGGGGGCAAUGGUCAAUAGGAAGUGAUCGGUGGGGGUGAUGGCGAUAGCCGACGGUGGUGGUUGAAAGAGUUGAGGCGACAGGUGGCAGGGGACAGAGGUUGAAGAAGAAAGACAUCGCUGGGAAUUAGCAAAAAGGAUGAGGGUAAAAUAGCAAAAAUGAUUGGUUAACGCAACUUAUAAAUUAGCAGCGUUUCUCAAAAGCUCCCCCCACCAGCUUUUGCAAAAUGCUGUGGUAGUACGUAGUGUUUAAGCUACCUAGCUUAAACGCUGGUGAUGUGCACCCAAACACCUCACCAACUUUUUCUUAAUAGUUUAUAAGUUGUAACAACUUUUAAGCGGUCAAACCGGUAAGCCAAACACCUCCUAUAUUAUAAACAAUUUACUCUUUAUUAUGAUUUUAUCUCAAAAAUUGUGUCUGCUCUAACAAUAUUCCCUAUUCUCUUCUCUAUUUGACUUUAUUAAUAUAUGAUUCAAAAUAAUUGAUAUAUGUUAAUAGUUAAUUUGGGUUUCAUUUCAUGUGCAUUUCACGUGGCCGUAAUUUCAUUUGCAUGUGGAUUUGUUAUUUGGGUUGUGUAUAAUUAAGUUGGGUUGGGUCGUUGGUGUUUGCAGCCCAACAAGCCCAAGCCCAAGCUUAUUGUGUCAAACCCAUUAUUUAUCCCAUUCAUGUCCUUGGCCCGCAUAUAUAUAUAUAUAUAUAUAUGGAUAAGAUUGGGGGGAAAUCAAAGUGGGUAUGACUCUUCUCUUGCACCUUUUACACAUACACGAGAAACCUUAAUCACGCAUAUCACAGAGAGAGAGCAGAACCAAGAAGAAGCAAGAUCGGAAGAAGAACGACGAACAGAAAGGUAGGAAACACAAGGAAUCUUCGGUUUAAUCUCUGUAAGUAUAUCACCUGUUUACUUGGUUUGGUGGGUGAGAGAUUGGUGAGAUUGAGAGUUUUGGGUUGCUUGGUUAUUGAGAUUUGUACUCUGUUUGUUUGAUGCAUUUGUAUCGCUUAAGCUUUUUGAUUAGUGUAUUGUUCUUGAGUGUUGUAAGAUCUUGUGAGAGUUCUUGUUUCUGUCGUAUUGUUUAUCUCUAUAAAUCCUAUGUAAAUAUGUAUGCACAUAUUUUAGUAGAUUGACUAGGGUGA